CUCGAAUCUUUUUGUCGCGAUCGCUGUUCUGCGUCGUGAAUUGCCGUUCACUUUCUUAUCCUCCCUUCCCGCCUCCAACGGCACGCCCUUUUCACGGCGCAAUUAUAUUUGUCUGCUUAGCUUGGACCUCCCUACAUAACUAAUUGCCAUCAGCACCUGCUUCCAUCUCGAAAGCAGAGCGAAAAAAGUCCAGCUUCAAAAUGGCCGACGAACAGUCCAACCGCAAACACCGCAAGACCAAGGACAAGAAGUCCUCUGGCGCCGCUCCUUCCACAGCACAACAGAACCCCAAAGCGUUCGCCUUCUCCAGCAAAGGCACGAAAGUGCAGCAGGCCGCCUCGCGCUCCGCCGACAUCAAGGAGAAGCGCUUCCACGUCCCCGCCGUCGACCGACUCCCCGAAGAAGCACCUCCUCUCAUCGUCGCCGUCGCCGGUCCCCCAGGAGUCGGCAAGACCACAUUGAUCAAGUCGCUCAUUCGGAGAUACACCAAGCAGACGCUGUCCGCGCCCACGGGUCCUCUCACGGUAGUCACGUCCAAGCGAAGACGUUUGACGUUCAUAGAAUGUCCGUCCGAUUCGUUGGCGAGCAUGGUGGAUAUCGCCAAGGUGGUUGAUAUCGUGCUGCUCAUGAUCGACGGAAACUACGGCUUCGAAAUGGAGACGAUGGAGUUCCUCAACGUCCUGCAGCAGAGCGGUAUGCCAGGAAACGUCUUCGGCAUCCUGACCCACUUGGACCUCUUCAAGAAGCAAGAAGCAUUAAAGAUCCAGAAGAAGCGACUCAAGCACAGAUUCUGGAGCGAAUUGUACCAAGGCGCCAAACUAUUCUACCUCUCCGGCGUGGUCAACGGCCGAUACCCAGACCGCGAAAUCCUCAACAUGUCCCGAUUCCUGUCCGUCAUGAAGAACCCUCGACCCCUAAUCUGGCGAAACUCGCAUCCGUACUGCCUUGCCGAUCGAUUCCUCGACAUCACGCCUCCGACGGACAUCGAGGCGAACCCCAAAUGCGACCGCACCGUCGCGCUGUACGGGUACCUGCGCGGAACGAAUUUCCCCGCGGGAAAGAGUCGCGUGCACAUUCCCGGUGUGGGCGACCUGACGGUCUCGGCGACUGAGGCGCUGCCCGAUCCGUGUCCUACGCCUUACUCGGAACAAGCGUUGGCGAAGGUGACGGGGAAGUCGAAGCGCACGCGGCUGGGCGACAAGCAAAAAGUGUUGUAUGGACCUAUGUCGGAUGUUGGAGGAGUUCUGGUGGACAAGGAUGCUGUGUACAUCGAUGUGAAGACGGCGACCUUCAAUGCCGAUGAGGAGCCUGAUCACGAGAGGGGGUUGGGCGAACAGCUCAUGGUGAACCUUCAGUCUGGGCGGAAUUUGCUCGGAGCGUCUGACCCGGGUAUGAGGCUGUUUAGCGGUGGCGAUUUCGUCGACGGCACUGCCGAUGACGAGAAAGACCAAGGCCGAAGCUCGCAACGAAAAGCCAGAUUCGCUGGUGAAGAGGAGCUGGAUGAUGACGCGGACCUCGAAGGCAUGAGCAGUGGAGAGGAGGACGAAAUGGAGGACUUGGACGAGGAUGCCGAAGAAGACGACAACGGGUACCUCGACACAAACGGCGCCGCAAAUGGCUCUUCACGGCGGAGAAGUUCAGACGUCAAGGACGACAAGGACAUCACGGGUGAAGAGCUAGCAUUCGCAGACAGCGACUCCGAUCUAGGUUCGUUAUCAGACGAAGAGCUGGAUGUCGAAGACCUCACGGACGGCGAGUCUGAGGAGGAUGAAUCUGAAGAGGAAGGCCUCCAUUGGAAAUCAGGACUUGCCGAGAAUGCAAAGCGCAUGCAUGGACGCGACAAGCCGUUCCGAAUCGCCACACUUUCACGGUUGAUGUACGACAUGUCGAUUACGCCAGCUGAUGUUGUGAAGAGGUUCAAUGGAGUCAAGGAGGUGGAGGAAGAAGAAGACGAAGAUGCCGAAUUCUUCAACAAGGGCGUCGAUCCUACGACUUUGGAGGAUCGUUAUAUUCCGACUUAUGACUACACAGCGCUCGAAGAUAAAUGGGAAGAUGACGAGGUUAUUGAGUCUAUGAAGAGCCGUUUCAUCGGUGGUCACACUGCUGAUCAAGGCGACGACGCCGAUGGUGACGUCGAGGACGAUGGCUUCGAAGGUUUUGACGAGAAUGACGAAGGAGACGGAGAGUUUGAGGAUUUGGAGACCGGCGAGUCAUUUGGUGGCCAGACAAAGUCCCCUCCAGCUGACGAAGAGGCCAAGAGCCUCGAGGAGGAGCGAGAGAAGAACGCCAAAAGGAAAGAGGAACUCAAGUUGCGUUUCGAGGAAGAAGAUCGCGACGGUUUCGCGAAUGACAAGACUGGCGGUAAAGAGGGCGACGAAGAAGAAUUCGGCGAGGAUGAUUGGUAUGAUGCUCAGAAGGCGCAGAUUGCUAAGCAAUUGGACGUCAACAGAGCAGAAUUCGAUCAACUCGACGAGUCUUCUCGAGUUCGUGUCGAGGGUCAUCGUGCGGGCUCAUAUGCUCGCAUCGUUCUCGAGGAUGUGCCAGCAGAGUUUGUUCAGAACUUCAACCCUCGAUUUCCUCUCCUGAUCGGUGGUCUCACGCCUACAGAGGAGCGAUUCGGCUUUGUGCAAAUUCGUAUCAAGCGCCAUCGAUGGCAUAAGAAGAUCUUGAAAACCAAUGAUCCUCUCAUAUUCUCCUUGGGCUGGAGAAGGUUCCAAGCCAUGCCAGUCUACUCGAUAUCUGACUCUCGGACACGCAACAGGAUGUUGAAGUACACUCCUGAACACAUGCAUUGCUUCGGCACAUUCUGGGGACCGCUCGUCGCUCCCAAUACAGGUUUCGUCUGCAUGAACAGCCUCUCCCAGCAAAACCCCGGCUUCCGCAUCGCCGCAACCGGCAGCGUCCUCUCCGUCGACGAAUCCACCGAAAUUGUCAAGAAACUCAAACUCACCGGCCACCCCUACAAGAUCUUCAAAAACACCGCCUUCAUAAAAGACAUGUUCCAAUCCGCCCUCGAAGUCACCAAGUUCACCGGCGCCUCCAUCCGCACCGUGUCCGGCGUGCGCGGGCAAAUCAAGCGCGCGCUCUCCAAACCCGAAGGCACCUACCGCGCGACCUUCGAAGACAAAAUCCUGAUGUCGGACAUCGUGUUCCUGCGCGCCUGGUUCCCCAUCAAGCCCCACCGCUUCUACAACCCCGUGCUCAAUCUCCUCGUGCCGCCGUCCUCGGCCAGCGAAUCGACGGGAUGGGAGGGCAUGCGGCUCACGGGGCAGGUCCGCCACGCGAUGAGCAUCCCCACACCCGCGGAGAAGAACUCCGCGUACAAGAAAAUCACCCGCGAGCAGCGGCACUUCAACCCCCUCCGUGUGCCUAAGAAACUCGCGGCGGACUUGCCGUUCAAGUCGCAGGUUGCGCAGAUGAAGCCGCAGCGCAAGGCGACGUAUCUGCAGAAGCGUGCGGUGGUCGUCAAGGGCGAGGAUAAGAAGGCGAGGCAGCUUAUGAACCAGGUCAUGGCGCUGCGGAACGAGAAGGUGGAGAAGAGGCGUGUCGCGCAGGAUAAGAGGAAGGAGGGGUAUCGGAAGAGGGUUAAGGAGAAUGAUGAGUUGAGGGCGGCGAGGGAGAAGAGGGAGAAGCAGGAGUAUUGGCAGAGGGAGGGCAGGAAGAGGAAGUUCCAGGGCGAUGGGGAGAGCGGUGGUGGUGGGAAGAAGAGGUAGAGAGUUUGUUGGGGUUGAGUUUAAUACCAUUGGCAUUAUUCGAUUUGCAUAGUUUGACGAUGAAAAGUUUCAAGGCAU
Molecule: messenger RNA, 3791 nt
Organism: Aaosphaeria arxii CBS 175.79
Lineage: Eukaryota; Fungi; Ascomycota; Dothideomycetes; Pleosporales
Product: DUF663-domain-containing protein
Exons: 5
Coding region: 201-3713 (1170 amino acids)
Biological process (GO): maturation of SSU-rRNA from tricistronic rRNA transcript (SSU-rRNA, 5.8S rRNA, LSU-rRNA); endonucleolytic cleavage of tricistronic rRNA transcript (SSU-rRNA, 5.8S rRNA, LSU-rRNA); ribosome biogenesis
Cellular component (GO): nucleus; 90S preribosome
Molecular function (GO): GTP binding; U3 snoRNA binding; GTPase activity
Source: RefSeq, a predicted model, not a curated record